CGUAGAAUCAACAUGACCCCUCUCUCUUAUCAUCAUUAUUAUUAUGAUUUAAAGCGGCCCGGGAGGAGCCAGCAGGGCGGUUCGUCGUCCUCCCCCCCCCCGGCGACGUGGUUCUUCCCGUCCCCCGCCCCGAGCACAGUGGUGCGGCCGAGCCCGGUCACGUGCCCUUUCCUUUCCGCUGCGUGCGCUCGUGGAGUGACUGUCAUGGCAGCCCUACUGCGUUCGGUCCGCUGGUUCGGCGCCGCCUGGCCCCUCGUCCGGCCUGCGCCGCGCCUCCCCGCCAGCAGGCAUCUGAUCUACCAAGCAAGGUUCUUCACAGUUGCACAUCAGCAGGAGGGGAAGUUUCAAGAAGGAAUAUUUUCAGAUGAGUUCCAACAACGUUUUAACCCUGGCUUUGAAAAACUGAAUACGGCUAUCAGUCUUACUGGCCAAAUCAGAAGAGGACUUCUACUAUGGGUCUUCCACGAUACAUGUAGAAAAGGAUUGGCAAAUAAGAACCUUAUCUUGCUUCUGCUGCAAAGCUGUGGCUCUUUGUUGCCUGAGUUGCAGGCGCCUGAAAGAACAGAACUAGCCCAUAGGAUGUGGGAAGGUCUACAAAGACUGGGUACCAAGUAUGAUGUAGAUCAUUAUAAUGCUCUGCUGCAAGUCUAUCUUCAGAACAAAUAUAUAUUUUCUCCAGCUGAUUUUUUGACCAGAAUGGAGAGGGCUAAUGUGCAACCCAGUCAGGUAACAUAUGAAAGAUUGAUUGCUGCCUAUUGCAAUGAAGGUGAUAUUGAAGGUGCCAGCAAGAUCCUUGAGUUUAUGAAGAAGAAAGAAUUCCCAAUCACUGAGGAAGUAUUCAGUAGUCUUGUGACAGGCCAUGCAAGAGCCGGGGAUAUGGAGAAGGCAGAAAAUAUCCUUUCAGUCUUAAGAGAUGCAGGAGCUGAGCCUAGUCCAAAUAUCUACUUAGCAUUACUGAAUGCAUAUGCUGAGAAGGGUGACAUUAUCAAUAUCGAAAAGCUCCUGAAACAGUUUGAGAAGGUAGACCGCUGUCCUGUGGGCAAGCACGUGUUGCAGGUUAUCUUAAGCCUUGCUAGGACUGGAUAUUCCCAGUAUAUCCAAAAUAUUAUAAAGCAUUUGGACACUAGAUGCUUUCCAGAUGUCAUGAACCUUUGUCUGAACUUGGUAACUCAAGACUUGGAAGAUGUAGCUUUCCAGAUUUUGAAAUCAUGUCCUAAAUUAUCAUCUGGAAAUGAAGGACAUUAUGACAGCUUCUUAAAACAUUGUGUAGUUCUGAAUAAGCCCGCGAGCAAGCUGAAACAGUUUUGUGCUGAGUUAAAAGAAGCCAAUAUGCAUUCAUUUCCUUUUGAGAGUACACUGAAGAGUGCUUUGAAGAACAAGAAACCAGGUAUGGCAAUUGAUCUAAUGAAAACCAUGAAAGAAGAUGGCUUGCCCCUCAGAUGUCACUAUUUCUGGCCACUGCUUGUUACGUACCAGGAAAAGAAGGAUGUUAAAGGUACUGUUGAAGUCCUCAAAGUAAUGUAUGAGUUGGGAAUUAAACCUACUCUGCAUACCUAUACAAACUAUGUUUUGACACAUACUGAUGUUCAGACUCUCUCUGCCCUGCUACAGGAAGCUGGCUGUACACCUAAUAACAACUUGCUCCCUGUAGCAGAAUUAGUACAUGAACUACAAUUUGGAAAACUGGAAAAUGUUUUAGCAUUAUUGUCUUCACCAAAUAUGCUGCCUGUGAAGAUCUCAAGUAUACAACAGGCUUUCUUCAUUGCUUUUAAGCAGUUCACUGAUGUAAAUCUUUGGAGCAAGAUAACAGAAGUGUUGUACAAGGAUGGACGUUUUUGGCCGACGCCUCCAGGACCAAGUGAAGCUGUUGGCUAUUUUCUUUAUAACUUGAUUGGCAGCAUGAGUGACUCAGAGAUACAGGCCAAGGAGGAGUGUUUGAGACAAUACUUCCAUCAGCUGAAGAAGAUGAAUAUACUAAUCCCUCCAAUGAUCUGCAGAGGCAUUCACAAACUGCUGGACUCCUAUAAUGUUCCUGAAUUAAUUAAGGAUGUACAACUAGAAGAUAAUAGGUUACAAUACAUUCCAAAUAAAGCUAAUCAUGAAGUAUCUGCUUUGGAAAAGAAUCUGGAAGAGCUAGAAGCUAAAAAUCAACCCAUUAAAAAUGUCCUAAAACAGCUCAUACUUGCUCUCUGUGUAGAACAGAAUAUGCAAAAAGCCCUUGAAGUGAAAUCCAAAUACAAACCAGACAUGGUUGUCGAUGGCUAUGCAGCCUUAAUAUAUUUGUGCUGUCUACAGGAUAAUGCAGAAGAUGCAAUGAACCUGAAAGAAGAACUCUCCCAUAUAGAUUCAUCUUUUACGUUUCCCACAAAAACAUACCUAGCCUUGAUACAAGUCUUAGGAAAGAGUGGUAGAGUAAAAGAUGUUAUUAACAUUCUAAAGGAGAUGAAAAAGAAGGAUGUUCCUAUCAGCAGUGUCUCAGCUCAAGUCUUUGCCCGCAUGCUUAGUAGUAUGGCCUUGAGAGGUGAAGUUGAAACAGUGAAUCAAUUAUUUGAGAUGAUUAUGAACCUGGGAUUAGCAGAGCCUUCUCAAAAUCUGUUCAACUCUGUGGUUCUUGCUCACCUUGAAAAAGGUGACAUGCGAGGAGCUCUAGACACUACAAUUCACUUGUAUCGGAAGUAUAACUUUACCACUGGACCCCAUAAAUUGUUCUGUAAAUUGAUAAAGGAAGAAAAUACAGAUAUCCUACAGGAAGGUAUAGAUUUCAUCAGCAAAGAACAAGGUGAAAUAUGUGUGCUCCAUGAUCUCCUCUUUGCCUUCCUGGAACUAGGAAAAUACGACGAGGCCAAGAAGAUCAUUGAGACCCCAGGCUUGAGAGCUCACAAUAAAAAACUGGACUGGUUUAUGCAGAGAUGCAUCUCAAAAAGUCAGGUAACAACUAUGGAAAAUCUUGUGGAAAUUACUCAAGGCCUUGUUAAAUGUGAUAGAGAUGAGAUGUACUACAACCUCCUAAAAUUGUACAGGAAUAGUAAUGAUUGGCAAAAAGCUAGUGCAGUUUGGACUAAACUAAAGGAAGAAUCACCUGCUGAGCUUCGUGAGAGAACAUUAAAAUUAUUGGCUGAUAUGCUUCAGACAAAUGGUCAAGAGGUAUUCUUUUAUUUACCUAAGCAGCAUGACAGCAUAGAUCAACCUCCAAAAUCAGAGCCUCGGUUUGAGGAUAGUAUUACAAUGCUCUGCCACAGUGGUAAUGCCAAAGAGGCAUACGAUAUUUUCCGGGAAGCAGUUAAGAAGGAUAUGAAAUUUAAAUCCUCCACUUAUUUUACACUUAUAAAGGCAUUGCUGUCUCUGGGUUACGUUGGAGAGACCGUAAUCGUGAAAACCUUCGCUGAGUCCCACAUCAAGAGCUUCAGACUGAACGUUACUGCCAGCAGCGACCUCAUCAGAGCGCAAGUUAGGCGGGAUUAUUUGAAAGAUGCUAUAGACACUCUAAAAUCAGCCCUUGAAAAUAAUGUAUUUCCUGACCAAAGAAGUAUUAAUAUGCUUGUUCAGGCCCUGGGUAGGAAAGGAAAUGUGAUGGGCAUACAUACAGUUGAGAAGAUGAUGAAAACCCUGGCAGGGUCAGUUGAUUUACAUCCCAUGCUUUUCGUCAGCAACACUUCAAUAGCUCACAUCAUGAACAAUAACGUUGAUGUUGCGGUGGAACAUCUUGAGUCUCUGUUUACCGCAGGACUGCAAAAUGCUGAUUCACUAUCAACCAUAAAUAUAAGUCUUGUAUUUAGAAGUGUGAUGAAAGAAAAAGGACAGCCAGCUUUGGACAAAUUAAGUGCUAUGGCAGACCGGUUGGCCAAUCAGUUUGGAGCCUAUGGACCUGUCACAGAUCUCUUCCUGGAGUAUUUAAGAGCAAAAAGAAUGGAUGAUGCCAAGUUUCUACUAGAGAGGUAUGGUGCAAUAGCUGAACAAAAGGAAAGACUGAUGGCUUUCGUUGCUAAUAAGGCAACCGAGGCGGAGACCAUCAGAAUGCUUCUAGAUAUGGUUCCUGACAGCCUGGAAAUGAACACUGUAUAUUCCUCACUCCUGGAAAAUUAUGCAAAGCAUGGAGAUGUCAGUUCUGCAAAAGCUGUGUAUGAGAAAUUGAAAGCUGAGGACAUGGACCUAGAUGAGAUAACUCUUAAACAAUUCACAAUUCUGCUGAAGAAAGCAGGACAACCUGUCCCUUUUACUGAACUCCCGGAAUACUCUACUGCAGAACUGAAAAAUGAAACAUCAGCUAAAACAGAAUAGUUGUAUCAUUUGAAAUUAUGGAAGAUUGUAUAAAAAAUGUAUUUACUGUUGUUGGAAAAAUUAAAUAAAACUGAAUGUGUGAGGUCA
Molecule: messenger RNA, 4365 nt
Organism: Alligator mississippiensis (American alligator)
Lineage: Eukaryota; Metazoa; Chordata; Crocodylia; Alligatoridae
Gene: LRPPRC
Product: leucine rich pentatricopeptide repeat containing
Exons: 38
Coding region: 13-4278 (1421 amino acids)
Molecular function (GO): protein binding
Source: RefSeq, a predicted model, not a curated record